Messenger RNA from Meloidogyne enterolobii, 402 nucleotides. Lineage: Eukaryota; Metazoa; Nematoda; Chromadorea; Rhabditida; Meloidogynidae. The record is from the annotation of a GenBank genome assembly.
AUGCCUUAUGAGAAAGGCUUAUUUCUUAAGGUGAAAGAUCUAUUUAUUUUUUGGACCUGUCCACAUUGGCUAAAGUAUAGCCGGUCGUCUUUUUUGGACCGUUUAAACAAAAAUUUUUUCUUUUUUCAGAUUUUUACUUUUACUCGUUUACUUUUAUUUUCAAAUGUUAAAUUGGAUGAACAACAAAAACAACAAGCAAUUCAAUCGUUGUCUUUACUUCAAAAUGAUUUUUUCGUUUUCAAUGAAAAUACAAGAUUUGCUUGGUCUUCUGAGGAGGAAAUUAAUGAUGACAAAAUUGAAAAAGAAAUUUUUGAUAAUUGGCCGAGUCAUUUAAUAUUUUUUCAAAAGGAGAAAGAAAGAAAACCUUUGGGAAGUUGGUGGCCCUUCAAAUUUAAAAAAUAA